GGAUCUGAGAUCUGACUGUGCAAGCGGUGCAGGGCAGUGCGGCCGGGGGCGGCGGGACUGCAUCCUGGGGCAGCUGGCGCCCGGGACACGCGCUGACUCGAUCCGGGGAAGGAGUAAAAUUAGCAUGUUCUCCAGUCACUAUUUGGCUCAUGACUCAAUGUCACUAUAAAAAUCAUCUUAGCCGCUUCAUAGGCCCAGCUUCUUCUAGGAUACAUCGAUGUGGAACAUUUCAACUUGUCUAAUGCAGGAGACUCCAAAUGAAAUCACUAUCAACAUUUUCAAAGUCCCUGCUAUGUGGAUAUUUGUUAGCAAUGACUGAUGUGGAAACUACAUAUGCAGACUUUAUUGCUUCUGGAAGAACAGGUAGAAGAAAUGCAAUACAUGAUAUCCUGGUUUCCUCUGCAAGUGGCAACAGCAAUGAAUUAGCCUUGAAAUUAGCAGGUCUUGACAUCAACAAGACAGAAGGUGAAGAUGAUGAACAGAGAAAUUCAACAGAGCAAAGUGGGGAAGCCCAGGGAGAAGCAGCAAAAUCUGAAAGCUAACACCCAGCUUUGACCUUCAACACCUGACAAUGUUGCAAAUCUCCAGGCAUUGCUGGAAUGCAUUUGUUUCCAUGCUUGGAAAGGGGAAAAAGAAAAUGGCUGUGCUGCAAUGCAGAGAGCUUCCCAUUAUCAUGUCAAUAAUGGGAGCCGAGGCUGUGGUUGCAGACAGACCUUUCUCUACCUCUGCCAUGAGCAAUGGUUGAAAUCGUGCGGCUUGUGUUUGGAUCUCAUUUUUGUGUGGAUCCUUUCAUUUGACCAUAUGAUGAAAUGCUUGUAGAGAGUAGCACUGAUCUAGAUGGUGAUUCCUGUAGCAUUUGGCCCCUCACACUGUCAGAGGAUUUAAUUGUGUCUAUUUGCAAAGGGUUGGUUGAACCCCAGAGUUUAAAUAUCUCUGGCUGAAGUAUUCACCUAGUAAAAUAACCCUCCAGAAAACACCGUUUUUAGCACUUUUAGCAUUAUGUAUGUGUGUGUUACUGCUGUGUAUUUACACACUGUUUUGUAUUGUACAAUAGAGCUACUCAGCACUGCCCCCUUCUUUGAUUGCUUAUCAAAAACAAAAUGAUAUACAUUAACUGUGAAUUUUUAUACCACUCAUUUUUUAAAGGGCUGCCUUUCGUUUUUGUUUUUGUUUUUUAAGUUUCCAUAGUGUGGUGGUGUGCACAGAACACACUUUUUAAAAGCAUAAUCUUUCCUCUUGGUAAUUAUAUGUCCAUGAACUGAUAAAGUCUACAGAUUCAUUGAAGCUUAUUAUGCAGGCAUUUAAAAAUAUUAAUUUAUGUGAGUAUUACUUGGAUUCAAUCUGUUUAGUGUCUGCUCAGACCAGAAUUCAAUCUAUCAAUUUGUUUUAUUCUUAAAAUACGAAACCUCUUCCAAAUAAAGAGUCGAUUUUCUCACAAUUCUGUAUGCUACUAUUUAAAUCUAUAGCACAAUAUUUCCACCAGGCUGAAAGGGAUAGAGACUAUGAUUUCCUUACAAACAUGUGGAUGCCAAUCACAAAAUUUAAGAUCUCAUUUUAUGUUUUUCAUGUCUUUUUUUAUCAGCCCUAUCAGAUCCAAAUGCUAUUAUGCACUUUUUAAUGUUUGUAAACUUUUACAACUUUUAUGUGAAUUGCAUUCUGAUAUAAUAAUUAUCACCAUUAGAAGCUAGCAGAUUUUCACUGAUACUGUUGAUGGCCUAUGCUGUAUUUUAACACCAUGGUUCUUUAAAAGAGUAUCUGUGAACUGUGUAAACCUUCUGGCAGUAUUAUGCAAUCAUUCAACAGUGGUAAUAAAUAAGGAACCAGAAUAUGUAAAUGGUUCAUGAGUUACUGAACAGACAACAAGAAGUCUCCUUAUGGGCUGGGGAUAUGGCCUAGUGGCAAGAGUGCCUGCCUCGGAUACA
Perognathus longimembris pacificus (Pacific pocket mouse) is the source of this 1922-nucleotide messenger RNA. RefSeq names its product cAMP-dependent protein kinase inhibitor alpha (gene Pkia). NCBI's taxonomy places the organism in Eukaryota, Metazoa, Chordata, Mammalia, Rodentia, Heteromyidae. Gene Ontology annotation, molecular function: cAMP-dependent protein kinase inhibitor activity. The record is from RefSeq and is a predicted model, not a curated record. Gene Ontology annotation, biological process: negative regulation of cAMP-dependent protein kinase activity. The coding region runs from base 258 to 542 and encodes 94 amino acids. The transcript is spliced from 5 exons. Gene Ontology annotation, cellular component: cytoplasm; nucleus.